UUGGGACCACUCUGGAUUCUGCUGCGGAAAAUGAUGCACGAGGCUCUGGGCUUCAUGCUCAUUUUCAGCACUAUAAGCAUCGCAGCCGGUAUUUUCAUGCAAAGUCUCAUGGAUGUAUAUGGCUACAAGGACGACUAUUCCUCUGGGAUCCAGUGGCUAUGGCUCCGACCAUUCUUCAUGUUCACGGGGGAGAACUUCCUGCGAACAGUGGGAUCCAACGCGAGCGACGAGAACUUCAUCGUUUACUACAUGGUAGUUUACGUCGUGUUCUUCCUCCUUGGGAAUGCACUCAUGCUGAAUCUUCUGGUGGCAAUUUUCUCAGAGAUUUUUAACAAUGUGUUCAUGCAUUCGGACCGCGAAUUUAAAACAGAGUUUCUUAUGCUGAUAAAGGAAUACUCUUCUAAAACUACACUGCCAGUUCCGCUGCUACUCUUCGAACUUAUUUACAAGCUCCUGGUUCAUUUAAUCAACAAACUCGAUUCCUCCGAUGCCCCCAUCAACUUGAAAAGAACUAACGAUUUUCGGCUUGAAGAGCUUCAGGUCAUUCGGUACUUUGAGAAUCAAAGUUCGAACAAGAUGAUAGCGAAUAUUGAGAGUAGACUCAAUAUUGGCGAAACAGUGAGCUGCGCUUUGAAAAGUAUCGACGAGCAGCAAGGCAGAUUAGCCGACUUGAAAAUAGUGUUUCAAGCUGUCGAGAGGCAAAUAGAUAAGCGUUUUUGUAAAUUUAGGGAACAGAAGUUUAGUAGCCAAAAAUAA
Symsagittifera roscoffensis is the source of this 756-nucleotide messenger RNA. Its product is annotated as transient receptor potential cation channel trpm-like. The coding region runs from base 31 to 756 and encodes 241 amino acids. The transcript has 3 exons. Gene Ontology annotation, biological process: metal ion transport; monoatomic cation transmembrane transport. The record is from RefSeq and is a predicted model, not a curated record. Gene Ontology annotation, molecular function: monoatomic cation channel activity. NCBI's taxonomy places the organism in Eukaryota, Metazoa, Xenacoelomorpha, Acoela, Convolutidae. Gene Ontology annotation, cellular component: plasma membrane.